Drosophila ficusphila is the source of this 4750-nucleotide messenger RNA. RefSeq names its product AP-2 complex subunit alpha (gene AP-2alpha). NCBI's taxonomy places the organism in Eukaryota, Metazoa, Arthropoda, Insecta, Diptera, Drosophilidae. Gene Ontology annotation, molecular function: clathrin-cargo adaptor activity. The record is from RefSeq and is a predicted model, not a curated record. Gene Ontology annotation, biological process: intracellular protein transport; clathrin-dependent endocytosis. The coding region runs from base 559 to 3348 and encodes 929 amino acids. The transcript is spliced from 9 exons. Gene Ontology annotation, cellular component: AP-2 adaptor complex; membrane coat.
GGCCACACUGGUUCCACCCGCGCCCGCUAGAUGGCAGCGAGACCGAAGAAAAAUCAAUAGAAAUUUUCAUAAAAGCGAUUUGCCCUGCGCUCGGUAGUAGCAAAAAAUAAACAAGUUCGCGGCGAAAACAGCUUGGCAAGCGCCAGCCAGUUGAAGUUACAUAAAGUGCAUCCCCGAGGACCAAACAUUCCGCAGCCAACACCCCGGAUUCCGAUUCCAGUUCCAAGCGAAGCCAACUCCAAAAUCUCCGAUCUCUCCGCUCCUCCGCGGAAAUUCCGCUACGCUAAACGAUUGUGACCGCUGUCUCCGUGUGAAAAAAUUCGGAAAUCGGAAAAGUCCCAAAGAGCAGCGAAGAGAGUGAUCCGGAAGCAGAGAAAUAACAGAAACACAGAGAGGAGAGUAACUAGUAUAUAUCUCCGGAUCCGCCGUCGAGUUCGAGCGAUAAGAACGCCUCGAGACUCGGCCGCCUUCCAUCGACGAUUUUCUUGCGCCCCCAGUUUGCAUAAAACCAGCGAAAAUUAACAAGCUAACUACCAUGGCGCCGGUGCGGGGGAUGGCAUGAGAGGCCUGGCCGUCUUUAUAUCGGAUAUAAGGAACUGUAAAAGCAAAGAGGCGGAGGUCAAACGCAUAAACAAGGAGUUGGCCAACAUACGAAGCAAAUUUAAAGGAGACAAAACGCUUGACGGGUAUCAAAAGAAGAAGUAUGUCUGCAAGCUGCUCUUCAUCUUUCUCCUUGGCCAUGACAUCGACUUUGGCCACAUGGAGGCGGUCAACCUGCUGUCCUCCAACAAAUACUCAGAGAAGCAAAUCGGCUACUUGUUCAUCUCGGUCCUGGUGAACACGAAUAGCGACCUCAUCCGGCUGAUUAUUCAGUCAAUCAAGAACGACUUGCAGUCGCGAAAUCCCGUGCAUGUGAAUCUGGCGCUGCAGUGCAUCGCCAACAUCGGCAGCCGGGACAUGGCCGAGUCUUUCUCGAAUGAGAUCCCCAAGCUACUCGUUUCGGGCGACACCAUGGACGUGGUGAAGCAGUCGGCGGCGCUGUGUCUGCUCCGCCUGUUCCGCUCCUCGCCGGACAUCAUUCCCGGCGGCGAGUGGACCUCGCGCAUCAUCCAUUUGCUCAACGAUCAGCACAUGGGGGUGGUUACAGCGGCCACCUCGCUGAUCGACGCCUUGGUGAAGCGCAAUCCGGACGAGUACAAGGGGUGUGUAAACUUGGCCGUUUCUCGCUUGUCCCGGAUCGUGACAGCCAGCUACACGGAUCUUCAGGAUUACACUUACUACUUUGUGCCGGCACCAUGGCUUUCGGUGAAACUUUUGCGGCUGCUGCAGAACUACAAUCCGGUGACUGAGGAGGCUGGCGUUCGGGCUCGCUUAAACGAGACACUGGAGACGAUUCUAAACAAGGCGCAGGAGCCGCCGAAAAGCAAGAAGGUGCAGCACUCGAAUGCCAAGAACGCAGUGCUCUUCGAGGCCAUCAAUUUAAUCAUUCACAGCGAUAGCGAACCGAAUCUACUGGUGCGCGCCUGUAACCAGUUGGGCCAGUUCCUAAGCAACCGGGAGACCAACUUACGCUACUUGGCUCUGGAGUCGAUGUGCCACCUGGCCACGUCGGAGUUCUCCCACGAGGAGGUCAAGAAACAUCAGGAGGUGGUUAUUCUCUCAAUGAAAAUGGAGAAGGAUGUGUCCGUGCGCCAAAUGGCAGUUGAUCUGCUGUAUGCCAUGUGCGACCGUGGGAAUUCUGAGGAAAUUGUUCAGGAGAUGCUCAACUAUCUGGAGACGGCCGACUACUCGAUUCGCGAGGAAAUGGUCCUUAAGGUGGCUAUACUCGCCGAGAAGUAUGCUACGGAUUAUACUUGGUAUGUGGAUGUGAUCCUUAAUCUAAUCCGCAUCGCCGGAGACUAUGUUUCCGAGGAGGUCUGGUACCGCGUCAUUCAGAUCGUAAUUAACCGCGAGGAGGUGCAGGGCUACGCUGCUAAGACCGUUUUCGAAGCGCUCCAGGCGCCUGCCUGCCACGAAAAUAUGGUCAAGGUGGGCGGCUAUAUCUUAGGUGAGUUCGGAAACUUGAUCGCCGGAGAUUCCCGAUCCGCUCCGUUGGUGCAAUUCAAACUGCUGCACUCCAAGUACCAUCUGUGCUCGCCGAUGACACGGGCCCUGCUCCUCUCCACAUACAUUAAGUUCAUAAACCUGUUCCCGGAGAUUCGCACCAAUAUCCAGGAUGUGUUCCGCCAGCACAGUAAUCUUCGAUCCGCUGAUGCAGAGUUGCAACAGCGAGCCAGCGAGUAUCUCCAACUUAGCAUUGUGGCAUCUACGGACGUGUUGGCCACCGUCCUAGAGGAGAUGCCUUCGUUCCCGGAGCGCGAGAGCUCCAUUCUGGCAGUGCUGAAGAAGAAAAAGCCCGGCCGGGUGCCGGAGAACGAGAUCCGUGAGUCGAAGAGCCCUGCUCCGCUGUCUUCUGUCACGCAGAACAACGCCCAUGCGAACAACGCGCACAGCAAGCUGAACAACAGCAACGCGAAUACGGAUCUUCUCGGCUUGAGCACUCCGCCAUCAAAUAAUAUCGGCAGUGGUAGCAACAGCACGCUCAUCGAUGUUUUGGGAGACAUGUACGGCAAUAGCAACAACAAUUCCAGUGCCGUGUAUAACACCAAAAAGUUCUUGUUCAAAAACAACGGAGUUCUAUUUGAGAACGAAAUGCUGCAGAUCGGCGUGAAAAGCGAGUUCCGCCAGAAUCUGGGACGAUUGGGCUUGUUCUACGGCAACAAGACACAGGUUCCCCUGACGAACUUUAGUCCCGUCUUGCAAUGGUCCGCUGAGGAUGCGCUCAAGCUGAACGUGCAAAUGAAGGCGGUGGAGCCUACCCUGGAGGCCGGCGCCCAGAUCCAACAACUGCUUACUGCGGAGUGCAUAGAGGACUAUGCAGAUGCGCCAACCAUCGAGAUCAGUUUCCGCUACAACGGCACCCAGCAAAAGUUCAGCAUUAAACUGCCAUUAAGCGUGAACAAGUUCUUUGAACCAACUGAAAUGAAUGCCGAAUCCUUCUUUGCGCGAUGGAAGAAUCUGAGCGGAGAACAACAACGGUCACAGAAAGUGUUCAAGGCUGCUCAGCCACUGGAUUUGCCUGGAGCCCGCAACAAACUAAUGGGCUUCGGAAUGCAACUGUUAGACCAGGUGGAUCCCAAUCCAGACAACAUGGUCUGUGCAGGCAUCAUCCAUACGCAAUCCCAGCAGGUGGGCUGCUUGAUGCGAUUGGAGCCAAAUAAGCAGGCUCAGAUGUUCCGUCUGACCGUUCGGGCUAGCAAGGAGACUGUGACACGGGAGAUCUGUGACCUACUGUCGGAUCAGUUCUAAGCCACAAUCAUGGACGGGGAGCGGUCGAAACGGAGCUACGCAGCCACGAAGCCACGAAGCCACGGAGCCACGGCAACCACUUUACAAUGCACAAUCCCAAUCACCUAGAGAAAUAUCAAAGCAAAAACGGCCCUCGAACUUUGCGCGUUUAGUUAUGCCAGCCACUCCUACACUCUUCAUACGUACCUUUCAUCUUCUCUAGCACCGAGUUGCGGAGUGAGCUAUACCCACUUUCCUGUUUCGAUUUGAAUAUUCUUUUUGUAAACCCACUCGUACUUUACCCAUUUUCCAUUUUCACGCCCCCAAACUCAAUCACCCGAAUCCGUAUCAGAAUUCUUUGUAAAUGUUAAGCUCAAAAAGUUCAUAGUAGAGAAACGAGAGAACAUAAUUAGAUUAUGUUAAUAUGAAUGACAAAUUAUAUAUUGUUGCAUCAUUUCGAGGCAGUAGCAAUUGGAUAUUAUAUACCUAAACACAGAUAUACAUUCAUACAAACCACAUACAUAUACCUAGUAUAUACGUCGUUGUAAUAAAAACAGAAAACAAUAUACAUAAAACAAAAGAGACAAGCUUGCAAGGAAAUUAUUAAGAUGAAUGCAAAUGGCAAAUAUGCAAAUCGUUAUCUAAAUAUUUAUACAUAUAUUGAUUAUUGCAAUUGCAUCAAAACGAAAUUCAUGUUUAGUGUUUUUGAUUGUGACGAUCCGUUGGAGGAGUUGCAGGAGCAAAAAUCUCAUUAAAUAAUAGACAAAUAAUUAGAGGCGGAUCAACAAAGAACUCCUUGAUUAAUCACUGUUGAGCAAACUUAAAAUUUAUUAAAUUGUCGAAGAGGAGUGAAAUUUCUAGGAAAGGAAAGCAAAACAUUCAAAAUAUUAUUAUACUUAUAGAAGAAUUUUUCGAUUGAUCCUGUGUAUUAUUUCGUUUCGUAUGUGUACCAUAGAUAAACUGAAGAAAACUAAAUGUUGUGCCGCUUCCUGGGAAGGACAGCGAUCUUUAUAGCACCAAGUAUUAACUUAUCCGCAGUAGCAAGCCAUAAACCUGCUGAUAACUCCUUUCAAUCGUGAGGCGGCAGCCGAUGAAGAACAAAGAAUUGUAAACUAAAAUAUACAUUAUAUAGAUACUGAUACUGAAUACCGAUAACGGAAAUUGUCAUCGUAUACUUAUUACCACUAAACUCUCAAUCCUUUCGUAUCAGCCAAUGUGCAUGUCAGUUGGAGGUUGAAGCCUUUCCAAAGUGCAAUAGUUAAAUGUUACAAAAUUCUACGAAAAUUCCAUUCAACACAACAUAAAAAGCGACUACAACAGCAACAAGAACAUAAACACAACUACAUAUAGCAAAUGCAGGAAUUUAACUGUAAACGGAAACAAAUAUGUAUUUAAAUAAAUAAAUAAAUAUAAAUUGAAACCA